Messenger RNA from Moneuplotes crassus, 1173 nucleotides. Lineage: Eukaryota; Ciliophora; Spirotrichea; Euplotida; Euplotidae. The record is from the annotation of a GenBank genome assembly.
UAUUGACACAAACAUGAAAAGAAUUGGAACAAGAGCUAGCAUUAGAGGAUAUGAAGAUCUGGUUAGUAGAGAAAGAGAGCACAAAUCUCCUCAUAUGAAAAAGAAAUUAAAACUACUUGAAGAUCAAGAUGCUCCAGUUUAUAAUUUAAAGGUGCGCAAAGCCAUAGAUCUAGCAGAAAAGAGAGAUCCAAGGACACCUUUUUAUUGGAAGCUGACUGAUGUUAUUGAGAAGAUCAAAGAUUAUGUUGGAAACAAAGAGCUCCUUCCUCCAGGCAAUUCGUUCAUGGAUCAAAUUGUGGUGAAUACAAACAAUGUUAACAAAAUAAUGAAUGAAGCUAAAGCCAAGAGGAAAUAAAAGAGAAAUUUAUAAAAUUAUUAACAGGAAAGAAUCUAUGUUUGGUGGUAGAUUAUUCUCCAAAAAUAAGCAGCCAGGAGUAACACAUCGACUCAAAGAAGCUGUUACACCAAAAUAAGGAUUUAGAUUUAGAAAGGAAUUCAAAAGUACUUUCAAUGCCUCCGGAUUAUAAAACGAAUGAAUCUCAGGAUAAAACUAGACCAAAAAUUUCACAAAUGAACAUGUCUAAGUCUCGGACAAUUUUGACCAACUCAAGGAAUACAGAAUCAAUAUUUGAUCCAAAGUCUUUACGAAAAAUAAGAAUGCUGAAUAAGGGGCUUCCCCAACGAAAUUUUCAUCUCACCAAUCAGAACCUGGUGACCAAUAGGACAAGGACUAGUGAAAAGAAAACUAGAGAUAAGAAGAGUUUGGUUGAAACAUUCAGAUCAAUUAGAAAGAAAUUAAGAAUUAAUGCUCCUCUGACCAAAGCUAGUGGGAAAAGUCAGGUUUAUUUUAACAAAGCUACUAAGAAUAGAGACAUUCAAAAAGUUGAGAUACUUUCUCAUAAGCUAGACUCAAGAUAUCAACAGCUUCUCAGAAGUAAAUACAGGCAUCUAGAAAGCAGAGAGUCUGUCAGAAGAGAUGUCCUAGGCUUCCAGAACAGAAAUCUUACUUCAAGAGCUCAGAGUUGAAUCCCCAUAAGCCAGAGAGCCACCAAAGUAGAGUCAGCUAAGAUAAAAAAGAAAAUGAGAAAGAAAUGCCGGAGGAAUCUUUCCCAGCCGUCUAUGACAAGAGAACAACAAACAAUUGGACUGGACUAUAGCAAGCACAUGAUUUAA